GAUGGUACUGAAGCCAGAAAUCCAACAGAAAGCUCAAAAGGAAAUUGACAUCGUGAUUAGGACUGCCCAUUCUAUCCGAGUCAGUACCAUCCGGCUCGACGAGUUUCUCUCAUGAUACCGCCAUUGCGUAGCCGAGACCAGUUCCCAUAUGUGCAAACCAUUUUCAAGGAAACAUUGCGGUGGCAACCAAUGGUUCCGCUUUCUGUACCAUACCGGCCGGUUCAAGAAGAGGUUGUCUCACUCAUCCAUGCUCAAACCUCCCAUCCUCACGAUGUAUUGCCUACCUUGAAACUCAGUGUGCUACUGCCAUUGCUAACUGAUGAAAAAUUCGUUCCGGAGCGAUUCGGGGUUCCGACAUGAAAACAGUCAGCCCGCCAAAUACUAUAGAUCCGACCUUUGUCGGUAUGGGAGAAGGUGGGUGAUAAUCAGGUACACGUCGCGUUCGCUACCUCGUGUCAAUCCGACUUUGUCCUGGA
This is a messenger RNA of Cantharellus anzutake, 476 nucleotides long. RefSeq lists its product as uncharacterized. The transcript has 3 exons. The record is from RefSeq and is a predicted model, not a curated record. Bases 112 to 360 code for a protein of 82 amino acids. Gene Ontology annotation, molecular function: heme binding; oxidoreductase activity, acting on paired donors, with incorporation or reduction of molecular oxygen; iron ion binding. NCBI's taxonomy places the organism in Eukaryota, Fungi, Basidiomycota, Agaricomycetes, Cantharellales, Hydnaceae.